UCUGCCCUGCGUGAAUGCAAAAUUUUGGCUGUAGAUAUGGGUGUUAGAAAAGUUCUUUUGACAGCUAUCACUCUAUCUCUGGCCCUGUCAUUUGGUUUCUGUGAUGAAUGUACCUCUAGUGGUGUUGCUAACUACGCGGAGUCUUUUGACAAUGCGUCCCUUGCCGUACUAAUUGAAAUAGACGUUAUCGCCAACUCUAUACUGUCUGGUGUUUAUAACUCCACUCUCAAUGGUACAGGAAACAGCACCGAGCUUUAUCAAGCUUUGGCUUCUGCUUUGAACGUCGAAUUUUCAGACAACGGUGUUGCGAGUUUUGAGGACGCCCUAGAGCAGAUAACAAAUUCAUAUUUUCAGUCAUGUUAUGGUGUUUUAGAGGAACGACCCACUCCGAGUGAAGUCGGGAGUCUAGUAUACAGUCUCAUUACAAAGUUACAAAAUCUUACAGCAGACAACACUGAAGUAGUUGCAGAGGUCAGAAAAAUAUUUGGUAGACUUGCCUGUCUCAUUGAUACAUACGGUAAUGAUGAACUUCGUAGUAAUUCAACUACUUCCUCUCCAGCUCCUUCAUUAUCAACUCCAGGACCAACACCUACACCUACUGCUUCACCACCACCUUCUGCACCAAUUAAUUGUUCUAAUUUGGGUGGAACAUUUAUCAAUAUUGACAUAUUUUAUGCUUGCGUGCAUUCUGAUGACCUUAGACCAAUUUUCGGAAUAGGACCAAUCACAACUAUAGGUGAGGAAACAGUGAUCUUAAAACGAUGUAUUGGAUUUGUCGUUGAUACUACUGGAAGCAUGUCAAGUGAAAUAUCAUAUGUGAGGCAGCUAAUUUUGGACUUCUUGAACUCUGAGAGUAUAGUCCCUGCUUGUUAUGCAUUAGUUGAUUUUAAUGACUAUGGCUAUUCUACCCCAGAACAAAAUGUUGGGACAGCUAAAAUAUAUGAUCCUUUGAUUGAGUACAGUACUGAAGAAUCUGCACUUAGUCUCAGUACAGGAGGAACAGUGUAUGGUGCACAAAAUUUAAGAGAUGAUGUUAACGCCCUUUAUGCUCAUUCUGGUGGAGACUGUCCUGAAUAUGGCAUGACUGGCAUCUUAAAAGUUUUAGCUGCAAUAAAGACUGUAGAGGGGAUUAUUUUACCUACGACUGGUAAUUUGCACCAUGUCAUAGUUUUGACUGAUGCUUCUGCAAAAGAUGAUUCCCGUUACCAAGAGGUCAUUAACUCUGCCAAUGCUACCAAAGCCACUGUCCAUUUCUUUUAUAGUGGAUCAUAUUGUGGUACUUUGGCCAAUUACGAAACAGUCAGAACAUCCACAGGUGGUAUCAGAGUUGACUCAAUAUCUGAUUUUGGAGCAUUUGCUACUUUCAUUAACACAUACAACAGUGCUGGAGCUUCUAGACGCAGAAGAUCAUCAUUGUUCACAGAAUGUGCCCCUUCUCAUAGCCUCAAUACUACACACUUUACUACUAGUCUGAAUAUUCUCAUCAGCACUUGCCAUUCUCAAUCGUAUGUCUACAUUACUAAACCAGAUGGAACAACACAAUCUCUUUAUGUCUCUGGUUCUCUAAUUCUGUAUUCUAUUGAUAUUCCCCCACCUGGAACAUGGAUGGCUUAUGUUUUAUCUGGCCACAUUAAAGUUUCAGUGAGUGAAUCAUCUCAUUUUAUGUUAGACAUAUCAUAUACUGCUGUGGAAGAUGGAAAUAUUGUACCAACUGCUGACUUACCACAAGCAUGCUCAGCAGGCACUAUUAUAGCAACAUCACCACAGCUACACUUGCUCUCUCCUAAUCAUACACUCUAUUUGAAUGUCCUUAAUGAUACUGGGCAACAUGUAGCACAGACUAUACUAGAAAGGUGUUUGAAUGUUUUGUCUGGAGUUCUUAGUUUUCCAUCAUCUUCAUUAGUAUUUUACCAGUUAAAUGGUUAUGAUAUUAGCAAUAAUCCAUUUUCUCUCAUUUUAUCAGGCUAUGAUGGACUAACGUUCCAACCACCUUCUUUAGACUUGACUUUGAAUGGCAUCGAAACUAUCUAUGUUGCUCCUAGUCAAACAACUCAAGUGUCUGCGACAUUACAGUACAGUGUACAGCAAGGAAAGCAAUUAGGUCUUGUGUUUCAAGGUAUCUCUUCCCUUCCCAGUCAAGCUUCUAUUAGCAUUAUUGAAAAACCUGACACAAUCGAACCAGCUGGCACAGAAACAAUCUUGUUUGAUGUAUCUGCUUCUGGUAGUUUGUCUCCUGGUUCAUCAUCACUAACACUAAAUAUCUCUAUUACUGACAGUUGUAAAUCUCACAAAACAAACUUCUCUCUUCCUCUGUUUGUGUGCAAUCCUAUUAGUCAAAAUGUUACCAACAUAACAUUUAAUGCACAUUCCUUAUUGGUAAAGUGGAAUGAGCCUUCGUCAGUCUUGGAAGAAAUUGCUACAUAUGAAGUUUCUUCAGUGUUUGAUAAUGGCACAAGCUUAAAUCGACACUUCAACAACAAUACUUUUAAUUUCACACUAAGCAAUCUUAAACCAUAUCAGCUAGUCCGUCUUAAUGUUAUAGCAUACAGCAUUUCUGGUAAUAAAGUAGGCUGUAGCUCAAUGAAAAAUUACAGAAGUGAAGAAUCAGUUCCUUCUCAAGUUUCAUUUUUGAACUACUCCUAUCCAACUAAUACUAGUAUUGAAGUCUGCUGGGGUGAACCUAUAUCACCCAAUGGAGUUUUGCUCUAUUAUCAAGUAGUUGUAAAAGAAAUUGGCAGUAUAAAUCCAGUUUUCACUGUAACUGUUGAACCACAUGAAGAAAGAUGCUUGACAUACAACACUACAGGGUCAUACCUUGUAAAUGUAAGAGCAGCAACUUCUCAAGGUCUUGGUAGUCAAACCGAACUUACAAUUUAUCCUGAAGGAUUAAUUGUAACUGAUAUUGAGGGAACGGCAUUAACAUCAAGCUCCAUACAUCUUUCAUGGUCUUCCCCAAUCCUUCCCAAUAAUUCCCAUUAUGUCAUAAGAGUGGAUGAAUUAGUAACUAGUCGUAUCUGGCACUUCUAUUCUGUGGAAAAGUUUGCUACUGUACUGUCACUCCAUCCAUAUUAUAUCUAUAUAUGUCAAAUAGCAAUUGUUGUGGAUACAACAAUAUAUCCUUUCUCACCUGCUAUUACUGUUCAAACUCUACAAUCAGCACCUACCGCUGCUCCGAUGUCUCUUAAUCAUUAUUUUAUUAGUUCACAAGAACUAAAUCUCACUUGGUUGCCUCCUCCAUUUGAGAAGCAGAAUGGACUCAUUCAAUAUUAUACUGUUGAGGUCACAGAGCUUGAGACGGGUUUGACGAACAAUACAAACUCAUAUUUAACCUCAGCACUGUUGGAGAAUCUGCAUCCAUUCUACAACUACAGAAUAAUAAUAAGAGCUGUUACCAUAGCACCUGGACCAACAUCUACUGCCUAUUACAUUACAAUGCCAGAGGCUGCUCCUUCAUCUUCUCCUUCUAAUGUCACAUCUUAUGUCAUAAAUUCAACAGCUUUAGCAGUUUUUUGGUCACCUCCUUUAUUUGAGCAUCGUAAUGGAAUAAUCAGAGAAUAUCUGGUUGAAGUAUUUGAAGUGGUGACUGGAAGCACAAUAAGUGUUUCUGUUUCAGGGUUAAGUACAACUGUCACUUCAUUGCACCCCAACUAUCAGUAUUAUGUGACCAUUAGAGCACUGACUGUUGCUUAUGGCCCAAUCUCAAAUACUUUAAUUCUUCAAACAGAAGAAGAUGUACCCAGUGGUUCACCUGAGACAUUCAAUGCGACAAUUGUGUCUCCUUAUUCAGCUUACCUGAUGUGGGAUCCUCCACCCAUUGAUCAACAGAAUGGUGUUAUCAUUGGGUACACUAUUAAUGUAACAAUCUUAGAGACUAGUGAGGAUUUUCUCUUGUUUUCUAAUACUACAUCACUCUUUGUGGAUGACCUAAUACCUUUCAGAACAUUUCAAUGUAUCAUUGCUGCUGUCACUAACGUUGGUAUUGGACCUUUCAGCUCUGUAUUUGCAAUAACUACUCCUGAAGAUGCACCAGCUAGCUCACCAAUCCAAGUCAGAACAGUGGCAGUACUAUCAGACAGCUUUUCACUUCAGUGGGAUCCACCUUUAUAUGAAGAUCAAAAUGGCAUUAUUACACAUUAUAUUAUUCGUGUGUUAGAAGUUGAAACUGGUCUUGUUACCCAAUACACAUCAUAUAGUUUGUAUCUCACUCUUUCUUCCCUUCAUCCUGCCUAUACCUAUACAUGCAGUAUUGCUGCUUUCACUGUUGCUCUUGGACCAUUCACAAUUGAAUUGAAUGUGACAACUAAUGAAGAAGCUCCCAGUCAGCCACCUCAAGAUUUGUCUCAAGAUAUGCUCACAUCCUCUUCUGUGUCUUUAUCAUGGAAUCCUCCACCGUUUGAUGGUCAAAAUGGAGCUAUAACAUCAUACCAGCUAAACAUAACAUCCUUGGCAACUGGAUACAGUUUUGUUCAUACUAGCAAUAUUACUUCAACCUAUAUCAGUGGAUUAAGUCCAUACACAACAUAUUCAUGCAUAGUAGCUGCUGAAACAAGUAUUGGAAGAGGGCCAUACACUACUAUCCUCACUUUCACAACUGAUGAAGAUGCUCCAAAUUCCCCUCCAGUAGUGACAACAUACUUUGUUAUUGAUUCACGUUCGAUUGCUAUUCAAUGGACUCCUCCAACACUUGCUGAUCAUAAUGGCAUUAUCAGAAAGUAUGUUGUUAGACUUCAAGUGUCUGGUACAACUGACACAAUGACUUAUAAUACGACUGGAACAACUGCUAUCAUUGGUUCUCUCAUUCCAUCAUACUCAUACAAAAUUGCUGUGGCAGCUUACACCAUAGCUAUAGGACCAUUUACAUCACUCAUGAAUUUGACUCUGCCAGAAGAUGCUCCAAGUGGGUAUCCCCAAGACUUAUCAAUAAAUUCCACCACCCCAUAUUCAAUCACUUUGACCUGGGCUUCUCCACCACCUGAUGAAAGAAAUGGGGAAAUUGUUGCUUAUGUUGUUAAUAUAACUCACUCUGACACACUUGUGACAAUGCAGUAUCAUACAAAUGUCGCUACAAUACAUGUUACUGGUUUAGAUCCAUACACCACUUAUGUUUGUGUGGUAGCUGCUGAAACAUCAGUUGGUAUUGGACCAUUUAGCCAUUUGUUUUUUGUGCAAACUGAUGAAGCAGCUCCCGGUAGCCCACCACAGCAUCCUAAUGCUAUUGCACUUAGUCCAACUAGCAUUCAUAUUUCAUGGGAUCCACCUAUCCUUCAGGAUCAUAAUGGAAUAAUUAGAGAAUAUCGUGUCAAUGUCACUGAAGCUGCCUCAUUGAGCAUCACUGAACAUGUUGUCAAUCAAACACAACUAAUUGUCACCGGUCUCAAACCUUUUCAUGCUUAUUACUGCUCCAUACAAGCAGUGACAGUUGAUGAAGGCCCAUACACAGUUUCUGUAUCAGUUCUUACAGAAGAAGCUGCUCCUUCAUUGCCACCUGAUUCCUUGGAGGUAGUUGUCACUAGCUCACACUCUGCAGUUAUAUCAUGGGAUCCUCCACCAGCUGAAAGCCACAACGGAAUCAUCAGGGACUAUCUGGUAGUGAUUCAUCAUGUUUUAACAGGAACUGAUGAUUCAUUUACUGCUUUUGGCAAUGUUUUAAAUGUGUCUAGUCUCAUUCCUUUUACUCAAUAUAAAAUUAAAGUAGCAGCCGUUACAGUUGAAGCUGGACCAUUUACUAUAGAGCAAAACAUCACUACUUUCCAAGAUGAGCCAACAAGCCCACCUGAGUUAUUCAAUGCUACUGCAAGUGAUUCAUCACAACUGUUUCUUCAAUGGUUUCCUCCCACUAUUGAAGGAACUAAUGGCAUAAUCCAGUAUUAUAAUGUAACAAUCACUGAAAUUGAGACUGGUAUAGUGACCGAUUAUGCGACUUCAGCAUUUGCUAUUGUCAUAAAUGAUCUACAUCCAUUUUUCACUUACAAAUGUACUGUAGCAGCAGUUACAAUUGGAAAAGGACCAAUAGCUAGUUUAGUUAUUCAAAUGCCUGAAGAUGCUCCAUCUAGCUCUCCAAACAAUUUUAUAAAUACUGCUGUAACUUCAAGCAGUUUAUCCCUUUCUUGGGAUUCAUUGUCACUUGAACAUCAGAAUGGGAUUGUUCGAUAUUACAUUAUCAAUGUCACUGAAAAUGAUACUGGGUCUCACUUUCAGAUACUAUCUUAUAAUUUAUAUGCUACACUAAGCAAUCUUCAUCCAUACUACACUUACAGUGUAUCAGUUGCUGCGUACACAAUAUCUCCUGGACCAUUCUCUUCUCCUCUUAUUCUGACUACUGCUGAAGAUGUUCCUUCAAGUUUUCCAGUUAGUUUAAAUGUAGCAAAUGUAAAUUCUUUUGAAGUUGUUAUUGAGUGGUUGCCUCUACCAUUAUCUGAGAGAAAUGGAAUCAUUGUUGGAUACAAUAUUAGCAUUGAAGACUCAACAGCACCUGGCUCUGCAUUCUUUUUGCUAACAUCAUCACUAAGCAUUACUAUUGGGUCACUAGAGCCCUACACAACAUAUCAAUAUAGAGUUGCUGCUUAUACAGCUGUGGGAUUAGGACCUUAUUCAGACCAACAGUUUUUUCAAACACUGGAAUCAGCUCCAUCUCAGGCUCCAGAGAUGCCAACAAUUCUAGAUAUCACCAGCACUUCAUUAACUUUAACAUGGCAAUACCCAUCAAUUGAAAGUUAUAAUGGAAUUAUCAGAAAAUUUAUUGUUAAGCUAAUUGAUGGAAAAAGUGGCGUACAGUCAUUCUACAAUGUCACUAGCACAACAGUGACUUUAUCAGACCUGAGACCACAUCAUACUUACAAUAUAAGUGUAUCAGCAUUUACCACUGCAGUUGGUCCUUAUAGUGAAAAUAUUCCAUUCUCAACUGAUGAAGCAGUACCUACUGCACCACCAAAUGCUCUUUCUAUAGUAGCAAUAAAUGCAUCAACUCUGAAUUUAUAUUGGUCACCUCCUAAUGCUUCCAGAAUUAAUGGGAUUAUUCGACAUUAUAUUAUCAAUGUAUCUGUCAUGGAAACAUUGGAGCAGUUUCAAUACACUACGCUGACCAAUAAUUUUACAAUUCACAACCUUCAUCCAUAUUACACAUACACUGUUCUCGUAGCUGCUUUUACAAUUGGUAUUGGGCCAUUUACUUCAGGAUCAAGUGUCCAAAUGCCACAACAUGUUCCUAGUGGUCCUCCUCAGAAUGUCACUGGUGUAGUAAUCAAUUCAACUGCCAUACAAGUUUCAUGGGAUCCACCACUCACUCAUACACAAAAUGGUGUAAUUACAUCAUACACAAUUUCUGUGCUAGAGCUAAUAACAAGCAAAACAUUGUCAUUUCAGCAGAAUCCAUUUCAUAGCAAUUACAUAAUCAAUGGACUACAUCCAUACUACAGGUAUGAAAUUACUGUGGCAGCUAUUACUGUGGGUAUAGGCCCAGGAGCUAGUACUACCUUGACAACAAAGCAAGAUUCUCCUACUGGACCACCACUAAAUGUCACAGUCAAUGUUACAAGUUCAACAACAGCCUUUCUUCAGUGGUCGCCCCCUAGCAAUGAUGUUCAAAAUGGCAUCAUUUUAUACUAUGAAAUUGUUCUUUAUAACUUUCACACAGGCCUUCAAGUCAUAAAUGUUACUCAGCAAACUAGUGUGCUUUUGACUGGACUGCAACCAUUUUAUACUUAUAACUGCAGUGUCAGGGCACUCACCAUUGGACAAGGCCCAUUGUCAGCAAGUUUACAAUUUCAGAUGUUUGAAGAUGUGCCAUCUGGCUCUCCAAUGAAUCUCAGUGUAACUUCAAUUACUUCAACAAGUGCUGUUCUUUCAUGGUACCCUCCACAGGCUGUAGAUCAUAAUGGUAUUCUGACAGAUUAUACAAUCAGAGUGAUCAAAGGGCAAAAUUCAGAACCAACUGUCCUGACUACAGCAAAUACUUCUUUAAUUGUUACAUCUCUUGAGCCAUACAGCCAAUACAGUUAUACUGUUUCUGCCAGUACUAGUCAAGGACAAGGUCCCUUCUCAAAUUAUUUGUCAUUUCAAACUAAUGAAGAUGCUCCAUCUUCUGCUCCAUAUAAUCUCUUGGCAACUUCUAUAACAUCAACUUCAUUUAUUUUACAAUGGCAAGCACCAUCUAGUAGCUCGCUCAAUGGAGAACUAACUGGUUUCAAUGUUAUCAUUGAAGAAUUAAAUACUGCUACUACAUAUCAAAACUUUACAAAGACACCAUCUAUUUUGCUGAGUUAUCUUCAUCCUUACUACACAUACAAUUGUUCAGUUACGAGUAUAACCAUCUCAGCUGGCCCAUAUAGUGAUAAAAUUAUGGUACAAACUUCUCAGGCUGCUCCUAGUGGUCCUCCACUUGCAGUAACCAUUACCUCAUUGAGUUCUCAAAAUGCUACUGUUUCUUGGAGUCCACCAUCAGUAAAUCAAGCUAAUGGUCUCAUUCAGUACUACACAUUAGUUUUAUAUGAAGUACUAACAGGAAAAGCUUAUACCUAUCAAACAAAUGAAACAUCAUUAGUUAGCAGCAAUCUUCAUCCCUACUAUACCUAUAGUGUUUCAGUGGCAGCUACAACAGUAGCUAUUGGACCUUAUUCCACAAAUCAAACCUUCUCCACUCUAGAAGACAUUCCUGUAGGAACUCCACAGAAUUUGAUGAUCAGCACCAUUAACUCUACCAGUCUUCUAUUUCAGUGGAGCUCUAUUAUUCCAAAUAUGACAAAUGGAUUAAUAACGUCAUAUACAAUAAAAGUUUUUGAGGUUGAAAGCAAUUUAACAUCUUCACUAUUGUACACUACUAAUUUGAAUGUUAUUGUAUUAAAUCUUCAUCCAUAUUACAACUAUCAUUUGUUUGUUGCUGGCACAAAUGUAAUUGGUACUGGUCCUUUUGCUCAAUCUGAGGGACAAACAGAGGCAGCUGCUCCCAGUGCUCCUCCACAAAAUUUGUCAUCGAUUGUUUUGAGCUCUUCUGAAGUUAAUGUAAAUUGGCUGCCUCCUCCUGCCACCCACAUAAAUGGCCCUCUAUCUCAUUAUCUGGUAUCGCUUUCCUCUAAUCAAGUUUUUGGCAGUUUUGAGUAUAACAGCACUAUGCCAUCUAUAAAUAUUACUGAUCUUCAUCCAUUUUAUUAUUAUAAUUGUUAUGUAACUGCAGUGACAGUAGGCUUUGGCCCAAGUGCACUCAUAUCUUUUCAAAUGGCAGAAGAUGCUCCAUCUGGUCCUCCAAGAAAUUUUUCAGUGGUUCCUCUGAAUUACAGUUCACUUUUUAUAUCUUGGCUUCCUCCUCAUAACUCCUUUCAAAAUGGCAUUAUUAGGAGCUAUGACAUUCAUUUUCAGCACAAUGCAACAAAGCAUACAGAUAUCUACACAGUGUCUAAUGCAACAACACUGAUAAUCAAUGAUUUAAAACCGUACUCAACAUAUGUCCUUAGUGUUGCUGCAUUUACAGUUGGUUUAGGACCCUUUACCACAACGCUCAGCAUACUAUUACCAGAAGCAGCUCCGUCAGUACCUCCUAUAAAUUUUAUUGCUCAAUUCAUUGGCAAUAACUCAGGUAUACACUUCACUUGGGUUCAGCCACAAAGUGACCAGUUAAAUGGCAUCUUACUGGGGUACAAGCUAAACUGUUCUGAACAGAAUGGUCAUCAAGUUAAUUAUGAUAUUGUUGGAACAACAGCUUUUGUUAAUGAAAUACAUAUCAAUACUCAUUACACUUGCUACAUUUGUGCCUAUACAUCUUUUGGUUGUGGACCUGCUGCUGUUGCACAUAUAAGUACUUACCAAAAUUCUUUGGUUGGUCCCCCACAAUCAUUAACAGCUAAAAUAAACAGCACUGGAAUACAUCUUCACUGGGAAUCUCCAUUUGAUCCAUAUUCUGUUGUUACAAGUUAUGCUAUCACUUAUCAGCUUACAUCAACAAACUUUGCUGUUAGCACUCCCAGACCAACAGUCACUGUUGCCAACAUAAAUGAUACCAAUUACUUCCUUCAACCAUUACUAGUUUCGUCAACAUACGUAUUUACAAUCAUUGCUAUUACAAAUGAAAGUACAAGUCCUAUGAGUGAGCCACUGGCAGUAACAACUAAUCCUUCAGAUUUAAAAUCUCCUCAAAAUUUGAAGUGUUCUGCAGAUAGUUCUACUAGUCUGUCAUGCACUUGGAUGGCUCCUGUAUUAUUCAACUAUGAUUUAGAAUAUUAUUUAUUCAGUUUUAGACUCUUGGAUGGCUUUGACUAUUAUCCUGGAUAUGGAACUACAUUGGGCAUUGAGACUAUAGAAUCUAAUAUUCAGGAAUAUGAUAUAGAUAAUUUAUUACCGUAUGCUGGGUAUAUAGUAGAAAUGAAGGCUAUUCUCUCACCUUUAUUUGGGUCAGGACUUUCAAGUGGAGCUGAUUUAUUGACUCCUGAAAACAUAAUGAGUUCAGUUACCACACUAAACUUCACACGUGCUGAAGUACCAUCAACAACUGUGGAGAAUAUUGAAGUUGCUGUUAUGUCUCCAAAUAGUAUACAAAUUUCAUGGAAGCCACCAAAAAGAAAAUUCUGGAAUGGACAGAUUGAUCAUUAUAGCAUAAUAGUAAUAGAACAAGGUGAUGAUGGCAUUGCAAAAAGAGCUACAGCUCCUAAAAAUAUUAAUGUAAUGCCUGAAAACAAUGACCCAGAUCCUAGUUUAGCUAUUGAGCCACUGAAACGUGAGGAUUACCUCUUGGAUGGACUUGAGGAGAAUUUUAAAUAUACCAUUUCAAUAUCAGUUGUCAAUACUGCUGGAAAUGGAUUGGCAUCAGAUCCUUUGGAACAAAAAAUGCCACAAGCAGCUCCAUCUGGUCCUCCCAUCAAUAUAACAAUACAAAGCGUAUCAUUGACUUCAAUUAACAUUACAUGGCAGCCACCUAAUCCCUAUGAUGCCAAUGGAGUUAUUACUGGGUAUAAAGUGAUCUUUACAAGAGCAGAAAUUAAUGAAAUGAUUGAAUAUACAUUACCUUCAUACACAAACUACUUUUAUAAAAAUGGUUUACAUUCUUAUGAAGAGGUUGCUAUUAAAGUUGCAGCUAAAACUGAAGUGGGCAUUGGACCUUACUCAAUUCUAAAUGUCUUUCACACAUCAGAAGACGUCCCAAAUACUCCGAGCUCACUAAAAGCUACUUUGAUCAAUGAAACUUCUGCCUUGCUUCAAUGGGAUCCAUUGUUGGCAGUUGGAAGCACUCUUGAAUAUCAAGUCAUUUAUUCUGGUUAUAGUGACACAAGAAUAGAUGGGCCUUAUGUAAAGAGAGUUGCUGAUUCAACUGCACCACAACUGACCAUAAAUAAACUUUUAGCUGGAUAUAUCUAUCAAUUUACAGUUAGAUGUAAGAACAAUGCUGGUUAUAGUGGAAAUGUCACCACUAUAUUAAGAGUUCCAGCAGUGCAAGGCACAACUAGAACUGAUACUAAUGUUGGCCUCACUCAAAACAAUAUAAUUACAAUUGCUGUGCCCAUUGGUUCCAUUAUAUUGGUUGUUCUUUGUGCAUUGAUAGUUUGUGUCAUUGUACGAGGAAAAAAAUCAAAAAGAAGUGACAGCAGAAACUUAGCUAUUGACCCACCUUUCAUCAAUCCACUGACACAGUUGCCAAUUGAUGAAAUUGGCCCUGAUGUGCCUUUAAAAUCAGUUCAGCUCAAAUCAAUUGUAUUUGAGAAUACAUAUGAGGACAUGCCAGUUAAUAGUCAUGUAAAUACAACAGAUCAAGAUGAUAUUAUUGAAGAUACUGAUGCUGAUGCUGACUGCCAUUCCUAACAAUUUAAUAGUCAUAGAAGCUGCUAAAUUUUUGCUGAAAUUAAUUUUUGCUUUAGAUUAUGCUGUUAUUUUUCUAAUUCAAUAUAUCCUGUGAUAAUUACUGAGAUGCCAUUAUGUUCUAU
Molecule: messenger RNA, 11903 nt
Organism: Amphimedon queenslandica
Lineage: Eukaryota; Metazoa; Porifera; Demospongiae; Haplosclerida; Niphatidae
Exons: 42
Coding region: 37-11781 (3914 amino acids)
Molecular function (GO): protein binding
Source: RefSeq, a predicted model, not a curated record